Molecule: messenger RNA, 1903 nt
Organism: Eucalyptus grandis
Lineage: Eukaryota; Viridiplantae; Streptophyta; Magnoliopsida; Myrtales; Myrtaceae
Product: laccase-7
Exons: 6
Coding region: 1-1716 (571 amino acids)
Biological process (GO): lignin catabolic process
Cellular component (GO): apoplast
Molecular function (GO): copper ion binding; hydroquinone:oxygen oxidoreductase activity
Source: RefSeq, a predicted model, not a curated record
AUGGUGCGACAAGAAGUUGCCCUUCUGCUUGCAUCGGCUUUUGCUCUUGUAAUUAUGUCCUCAAUGGCUUCAGCUGCGGUCGUGGAACACACAUUCAAUGUGGAAAACGUGAUGGUGAGGAAAUUAUGCUACAAGCGUGUGAUCACCGCAGUGAACGGAGCUCUUCCUGGCCCGACGAUUCAAGUCACGGAGGGAGACACCCUCGUUGUUCAUGUCUUCAACAAGUCCCCAUACAACGUCACUAUUCACUGGCACGGAGUGUUCCAACUAUUGAGUGGCUGGGCAGAUGGACCUAGUUAUAUUACGCAAUGUCCAAUACGUCCUGGACAUAGUUAUACCUAUAAAUUUACUAUCACUAAUCAGGAAGGCACGCUCUGGUGGCAUGCUCACGUCUCCCUUCUCCGUGCCACCGUUUAUGGUGCCCUUGUCAUCCUUCCCAAGUCUGGUCACUACCCAUUUCCCAUGCCCCACAAACAAUUUCCUAUCAUUCUAGGAGAGUGGUGGAACGGGAAUGUGAUCGAUAUUCAGAACCAGGCACAGCAGCUUGGCACGGCGCCUAACAAUUCAAAUGCAUUCACCAUUAAUGGAAGGCCUGGAGAUCUCUAUCCUUGCUCCAAAAAGCAUACCUACAAGCUAAAGGUGGUACAUGGAAAGACCUACAUGCUUCGCAUAAUCAAUGCUGCACUCAAUAGCCAACUUUUCUUCAAAAUAGCCAAACACAAGUUCACCGUGGUCGCAGUCGACGCCUCGUACACUGACCCCUACGUCACCGACGUCGUCCUUCUCGCCCCAGGCCAAACGGCAGACGUGCUCCUCAUCACGGACCAGAUCCCACGGGCCUACUACAUGGCGGCCCGCCCGUAUGUUAGUGCCCAAAACGCUCCGCCAUCUGAUAACACCACCACGACCGGGAUCCUCAUUUACGACAAGCUGCCCUACACGAGCCCAGUCAUGCCUCGCUUGCCGGCCCUCAACGACACCCCGACGGCCUACAAAUUCUCCACCUCCUUGACCAGCCUCGCUUGGAGCCCGAAUUGGAAGCCUGUGCCGACUAAGCUGGACGAGGAAAUGCUCGUGACCAUCGGAUUGAGUGUCUCCCCGUGUGGCCCCACCAACGCGUGUACCGGCGUCCCCAACAACCCUGCCCUCCGGCUGUCAGCAACCAUGAACAACGCGUCGUUCCUACUCCCCAAGAGCCCGUCCAUCUUGCAAGCACACUUCUUCAACGUGAAAGGAAUCUACACCCCCGAUUUCCCCGACCAGCCGCCGCUGAAAUUCAAUUACACGAACCCCGCCAACGUCAAUAGCAGAGCGUUGUCAUUCGCUCUCCAGAACACAAGGGUGAAGCAAGUGAAGUACAACGCGACGGUCGAGAUCGUGUUCCAGGACACAACCGUCCUGGGCGCAGAGAAUCACCCUAUGCACUUGCACGGUUACGACUUCCACGUGGUGGGACAAGGGUUCGGGAACUUCGAUCCGGUUGAGGAUCGGAAGAAGUUCAAUCUCUUCAACCCGGUAAUACGUAACACAGUCGGCGUGCCCGCGGGGGGUUGGGCUGCCAUCAGAUUCCAAGCAAACAAUCCAGGUGCAUGGAUAUUGCACUGCCACCUGGACGCCCACUUGACUUUUGGACUAGCGACGGUCAUCAUCGUCGAGAACGGGCCGACCCCAUCGUCGAUGUUGCCUCCACCUCCUCCUGAUUUGCCUCAGUGUUAGGACUGAGAGCACAAAAACACUCUUCGUCUUUUUGUUCUUUCUGGAUGCAACCCCAUUAUGAUGCACAGCCAUUCAUUGCUUCCUUCCUUCGACAAUGCCGAUACAAUAAAGAGAAUUCAUGUUUUCCCGUCCUUCGGUUCAAAUACAUCCUCCGCCUUUGGCCAGUGAUUUUGUGUCUUUAAUAUAU